UGAAAAAAAUUUAUAUAUGAAAUUAUUGGAGAGGAAAAAAAAAAAAGAAAAAGGAAUACAUAAGUUAAUAAAGAGUAAAUAUGCAAUAAUCAAAACAACACACAGCACCACAGCAACAGCAACAAUGACAAAUUAUGAGAAUUUAUUAAAUUUACCAUUAAAUUUUAAUGGAAACAAUGACAAGAAUGUGUGUAGUACGGCUGAUGGUUUAGCCAAUUCCAAUUCAACACAUGAUGCCAUAAAAAUGUCACAACGCGAAUUCUCUGAGAACGAACCUGAAUGCAAUCCUGAAUUGCCAGCAGCUAAUCGUGCCUUAUUUCUUGAAAAAGUCCGUCAAUCAAAUGCUGCUUGCCAGAAUGGAGAUUUCGCCACAGCUGUUGUUCUCUACACCGAUGCUCUGCAAUUGGACCCCGGCAAUUAUAUAUUAUAUAGCAAUCGUUCGGCUGCCCGUCUUAAACAGGGCCAAUUUGCUUUGGCUUUGCAAGACGCUACUAAAGCUCGAGAAUUAUGCCCACAAUGGCCAAAGGCUUAUUUUCGUCAAGGUGUUGCAUUACAGUGUCUUGGUCGUUAUGGAGAGGCACUGGCUUCGUUUGCCGCUGGGCUGGGACAAGAUGUCCAAAAUAAACAAUUAUUGGCAGGUUUACUUGAAGCUUCUAUAAAAAGCCCCUUGCGUCAUGCUCUAGAGCCGACAUUUCAACAGUUGCGUGCCAUGAAUUUGGAUCAAUCGCCGUUUGUAGUGAUAUCGGUUGUAGGUCAAGAAUUACUUCAAGCCGGUCAAUAUCAUUCAGCCGUGACGGUAUUGGAAGCUGCGCUACGCAUAGGUUCAUGCUCUCUAAAAUUACGCGGUUCAGUCUUCAGUGCUCUCAGUUCAGCUCAUUGGGCCUUAAAUCAAUUGGAUAAAGCUAUUAGUUAUAUGCAACAAGAUUUAGCGGUGGCUAAAAGUCUGGGUGAUACAGCAGGUGAAUGUCGGGCUCAUGGCAAUUUAGGUUCCGCCUAUUUUAGUCAAGGUUCUUAUAAAGAAGCUCUCACAGCGCACCGUUAUCAACUAGUAUUGGCUAUGAAAUGCAAGGAUACUCAAGCGGCAGCCGCAGCUUUAACUUCUUUAGGGCAUGUUUAUACAGCGAUCGGAGAUUAUCCCAAUGCAUUAGCCAGUCAUAAACAAUGCGUACAAUUGGUUAAGCAGAUGGGAGAUCGUUUACAAGAAGCUCGAGAAAUCGGCAAUGUUGGAGCCGUGUAUUUAGCCAUGGGCGAAUUCGAUUCGGCUGUUGAUUGUCAUACGCAGCACUUACGGUUAGCUCGUAAAUUAGGCAAUCAAGUGGAAGAAGCUCGUGCUUAUUCGAAUUUAGGCUCCAGCCAUCAUUACCGUCGAAAUUUUUCGCAAGCUAUUACCUUCCAUGAACAAGUACUACGGAUAGCUCAACAACUCGGCGACCGUAACAUUGAAGCUCGUGCUUACGCAGGUUUAGGUCAUGCAGCUAGAUGUGCCGGCGAUUUUGUUCAAGCCAAAAAAUGGCAUGAGAAGCAAUUAGAAAUGGCUUUAGCCGCCCGUGAUAAGGUAGGCGAAGGACGUGCUUGCUCAAAUUUGGGCAUAGUUUAUCAGCUGCUGGGAGAGCACGAUGCCGCUUUAAAACUACAUCAAGCCCAUUUGACAAUAGCUCGCCAAUUACACGAUCGUGCUGGCAUGGGUCGCGCCUACGGUAAUAUUGGCAAUGCCUAUUCCUCGGCUGGGUUAUAUGAAGCAGCCAUUAAAUAUCACAAACAGGAAUUAACCAUUAGCAAAGAGGUCAACGAUCGCAGCGCAGAAGCAUCCACUCACGGCAACCUCGCUGUAGCCUAUCAAGCUCUCGGUGCUCAUGAUAUGGCUCUUAUUCAUUACCGAGCUCACCUGAAUAUAGCACGUGAACUUAAAGAUACGCAAGGUGAAGCCUGCGCUUUACUAAAUCUUGGUAAUUGCUUGAGUUCACGUCAGGAGUUUGCCCAAGCUGUACCCUACUACGAGCAAUAUUUAAUGUUAUCACAAGAAUUAGGCGAUGUAAUAGCUGAAGGAAAAGCUUGCCAUUUUUUAGGAUACGCUCACUAUUGUAUUGGCAAUUAUCGUGAAGCUGUUCGUUACUACGAUCAGGAUUUAGCUUUGGCUAAGGAUUUGCAAGAUAAAAUGAAUAUGGGCAGAGCUUACUGUAAUUUAGGUUUGGCGCACUUAGCUUUAGGGAACACGCAAGCGGCCUUAGAAUGCCAAAAAUAUUUUUUGGCUGUAGCUCAUAUGACCAAUCAUUUGCCGGGGAAAUUUCGUGCCCUUGGCAACAUUGGAGAUAUAUUGAUCCGCACUGGAGAAAUAGAAGAAGCCGCAAAAAUGUAUCAACGCCAAUUGACGUUGGCUCGACAAGCUCGUGAAAGAUCAAUGGAAGCAGCAGCGUGUGGAGCUUUAGGUUUAGCUCAUCGUUUAGUGAAAAAAUAUGAUAAAGCAUUGGGUUACCAUACACAAGAGUUGACAUUACGCCAAGAAAUGUCUGAUUUGCCAGGCGAAUGUAAAGCUCAUGGCCACCUGGGAGCCGUGCAUAUGGCUCUGUGCAGUUACACUCACGCCGUUAAAUGUUACCAAGAGCAAUUAGAGCGAGCUCAAGAGUUACAAGAUUCUGCUAUUGAAGCUCAAGCUUACGGUAAUCUAGGAAUAGCCAAGUUAAAUAUGGGCCAUUAUGAAGAAGCAAUUGGUUAUUUGGAGCAACAAUUAGGUACCCUGGAAAGAGUCAAUCUGCCCACCACUCAACAUGAUAGAGCUCGAGCUUUGGGUCACCUAGGCGAUUGUUACGACGCUUUGGGAGACUAUGAAGAGGGAAUUAAAUGCCAUGAACGUCAUUUACAACUAGCAACUACAUUACAAAGUUUUCGUGACCAGGAGAGAGCCUAUCGUGGUUUAGGCCAUAGUCAUCGUGCCUUAGGUAAUUUACAGGAAUCUUUGGUUUGCCUAGAAAAACGUCUAGUAGUGGCACAUGAACUAGGUAAUCCCGAAGUUAAGGCCGUCGCUUACGGUGAUUUAGGCAAUAUUCAUUGCGCUCUUGGAAAUCAUGAACAAGCGGUCAACUGUUUGGAACAUCAACAGGAGAUCGCUCGGGAGCUGGGCGAUCGUACGUUAGUAUCUGAUGCUACCAGUGCUUUAGGUAACGUCUACCGGCGCAUGGGUGACUACGAUGGUGCCCUAAAACUACAUAAAAUGGAUUUGGAGAUGGGUGAACACUUAAGUGCCAAUUUUAUGCAAGCUCGGGCUUGCGGCAAUUUAGGUUCAGUGUAUGAAGCUAUUCGCAGUUACGUAGAUGCGGUCAAAUUUUAUGAAAAGCAGUUGUCGCUAACUACCGAUCGUUUAAGCAAAACUUAUGCCUGCGGAUCAUUGGGACGUGUAUUCUAUCAAAUGGGUCAGUAUACGCAAGCCAUCAAUUAUUUAAAACAAGGUUUAGCUAUAGCCCAAUCUAUCAAUAAAUCGGAAGAAGAAGCUAAAAUAAGACAUCAGUUAGGUCUUGCUUUGAAAGCUUCCGGGGACAAUGACGAAGCCAGAUCUCAAAUGGAAAAUGCUGCUCAACUCUUAGAAUCAGUACGCUAUGAUCAACGUAGUCCUGAAGCUCGAAGUAGCUUAUUUGAUCUACAAACGUCUUGCUAUCAUAUAUUACAGCAAAUUUUUGUGCUUAUGCAACGUAAUGAAGACGCGUUAGUGGCAGCUGAACGUUGUAAAGCGCGCACUAGCCCCGAUACUAACAGUAUGACUCGAAAGACCACUGUUACUUGCAGCGAAAGCAUUUAUGAUAUUGUUAAUCGCACCAAAACGAAUGUUUUGUAUUUUAGCCUAGCUGGGGAUGAAUUGUAUGCUUGGUUCUUGCAACCGCUUAAGGGUAUUGUGCGUUUCCAUUCUAUAAAAAUAAGCGAGGAAACAUUGAAGAUGUCUAGUGAAAAAUUAGCAGAGCAUGCUAAGAAUGUGGAAGAUAAAGAAAGCCUAUUGGAGCGUUAUAUUAAUAUGGUGCGCGAUAACUUGGGUGUUAAUUCAGAAAGUAUAUUGCAAGAAGGUGAUGGCAGUGGCUGGCGUUCUAGUUCUGAAAAUCUACUGGAUGAUUUCUCGAAUGAGAGAUCUGGAUUUUUACGAAUGGUUAAUCGAAAUCACCUAAUGAAUUCGUCUAAUUACUCGCUAAGCUCUCUCUUCAGCUUGGGUUCAGUCGGAGGUUCGGUAGCAAGCUUGCAAGGCUCUACUAGAUCAAUAGGUAGUUUGCAGGGCUCCUCACGGUCCCGUCGGGCUCCCAUGUUGCCUGCUUGGCAGGGUCCUUCUUGUUUGCAUACUCUGUUUAACUUACUUUUAUCGCCGUUUGAUGAUCUUUUACCAACAGGCUGCGCAGUGUCUCGUCAAGGCCGCAAAGAACUCAUUUUGGUUUUAGACAACGAAUUAUAUUUAGUACCAUUUGCUAUAUUACGCAGUUCCAAGGAGGAGGGUGAAUAUUUGUCAGAACGUUGUUCGAUUAUUACAGUACCUUCUUUACAAUCGUUGCGUCUGAAAAGUAAAAUAAUAAGAAGCCGAGAACUAGCGGAAAAUCUUAAUACUGCGUUGGUGGUUGGUGGACCACGUAUUCCUGCUACCUUAGCUGAAACUUGGGGCUGGUCGGAGUCGCCAGCGUCCCUUCAGGAAGCAGCAAUGGUAGCUGAUAUGCUACAAGCUAAAACCUUGGCUGGGUGCAAUGCUACCAAAGAGGCAGUGAUUUCAGAACUUUCCUCUGCUGAAUGUGUGCAUUUUGCAGCCAAUCUUAGCUGGAAGUUGGGAGCGGUUGUAUUAAGUCCAGGUGAUGUGGUCGACUCCCAAACACAAAAGAGAUUUUAUCAAGCUGGAGCAAAUAGCAAAGGCCAAUGUGAACAAGAUGAUGAAACGCCAGAGCUUUCUGGUGGUAACAUGGAACUCCCUCAAUUAUCAGAUUUUAUACUGUCAGCAGCCGAUGUUUUAAAUAUGAAACUAAACGCUAAGCUGGUAGUUUUGAGUUCCUAUCACUCCAUUGAACCCAUAACAGGUUCAGGAGUAGCUAACUUGGCCGGUAGUUGGUUAUGCGCAGGAGCUGGUGCUGUUCUAAUUUCGUUGUGGCCUGUACCGGAAACAGCAGCAAAAAUUUUAUUAAGAGCCUUUUAUUCAGCUUUACUUCAGGGAGCCAGAGCUGCCAGAGCUUUAGCGGAGGCUAUGCAAACAGUGCAACAUACUAAACACUUUGCUCACCCUGCUAACUGGGCUGGAUUCCUAUUGAUCGGAGGCAAUGUUCGCUUAUCCAAUAAAGUGGCUCUAAUGGGCCACGCUCUCUGCGAGCUAAUGCGUACACCAGAUAAAUGUCGUGAUGCUUUACGCGUGUGUCUACAUUUAGUAGAAAAGUCUUUACAGCGCAUUCACCGCGGCCAGAAAAAUGCCAUGUAUACCACACAGAAAAGUAUUGAAAACAAAGCUGGCCCUGUGGCUGGUUGGAAAGAUCUUCUUAUGGCAGUGGGAUUUCGUUUCGAGCCAGCAGCCAACGGUAUACCCUCAAGCGUUUUCUUUCCCCAAGCAGAUCCUGAAGACCGUUUAUCGCAAUGUUCUGCUAGUUUGCAGGCAUUGCUUGCUCUAACGCCUUUAACUUUACAAGCGUUAGCAAAAUUAGUUAAUAGUUCGGAUAUGGCUGAUGACAUUAUAGCAGUCAUACGCAAUGUUCUAACCCAGUUUCCGUCCAAAGGUAGCCCUGACCUAGAGGCUUCUAUAGAAAUACCUCUAAGUGUAAGAUUAUGGCGCGUGGCCGGUUGUCAUGAACUUUUGGCGUCCGUAGGCUUUGAUCUUACUGAAGUCGGACAAGACCAAGUAACUUUGAGAACUGGCAAACAAGCCAAUCGCAGAACGUGUCAGUUUGUUUUACAAGCCUUAUUGGCCUUAUUUGAUACUCAAGAGGCUCCGAAAAGCUUGGGCUUAGAUUCUAGCAGUAGUUGCGAAUCUCUCGUUGAGGACAAUACAGCUGAUCUUGCUUUGACUACUUCCAAUACACCUGCCAACCAUCCUUUGAAUUCCCUAUCACAAACAAAUAUCGGUCUUAACUCGCCAGGGAAUUCAAAUAAACCUUUAAGCUUAGUGUCUUCACUGCCACCAUUACCCAUCAAUCGCUCGAGAGUGAUAAGCUCUGGUAGUUCAGCAUUCAUAUCGUAUGUUCGUCGAAGAGGUGAACCUGAUGGCGGUCGCACUGAAAGCGAAUGUCCACCAACGAGCAAUACUAGCAGUUCAACCUCGGUAGCCAUGUAUCCACAACUGGAUUCAAGCCUUAAUAAUACCACCGACAGCGAAUUGUCCGAUGGUUACAUAUCGCAAAAUCAUCUUAAUAAAUCGGUCAUUCCCCGGCUAGGUUAUUCCAGCCUAAGAGCACCAGUUAGAGUAUCACGUCCAGGAGGUGGCGGUGAAAGUGAUGCUGCCUUCACACCCAGUCCACCUGUUACUACUCAAAACCCAGUGGAUCAAAAUGUUUCACUCGCUUUGGCCCAUCAGACACGUAUAAGGAAUUUGUAUUCAGGCAGUGGAAUCGGUUACUUAGGUGAUUCGGCUAUACCCGAAAUGGGUGCAAUCCCUCCUUCUGCAAAUGCGUCGCGACGGCCAGAUAGUUCAAGUUCAGCUAGCUCUACAACCGAUUGGGAAGGUUCCGGUCAUGCUACUGUCCUUCGACGUGGAGGCCAUUUGUUGCAAAAUGCCAACCAUAUGCCACCCUUACCACCACCACGUCAAAAUAUGCCUUUAGUCGAUAGUUUAAGGCCUCUAGCUCCUAUGGCACCGGUUUAUAAUAAUUUAGGACAAAUGACUGUUUCUAAUCAAAAUCCAAUUACAACAACAACAAACAAUAAUAAUACUGAUUCCAACAGCAGCGAAUCAGAAUUUGAACGUAGUUUAAAAUUGGGGGUGCAAAUGCCAAUGUCACAUUUCCGUUUGAAGCCAAAAAUCAAAUUGGGCAAUGCUCAAUCUUCGUUGGCGGCUCGAGUUAGCAAAGAACAUGCACUUUUUAUGGAUCGUUUAAGUGUACGCACCGAAGUUAAUGGCGUUCAAGCGAACGCGGCAACUGUUAUAGCUGCUACUGCAAAUAACACAGCGGGUUGUCGUAAACCCAUUAAUUUGCCUGAAGAAGACGAUAACGCUUUAGUAUUUAAUGCUUCCAAUUUGUACUUCUCACAAGAUGAUAAUGAAUUAUUGAAUGAAGCUAAAAAGGAAAUGAAACCAAAUGCGACGGGCCUUAAUACCACACAUAUAGCCACUGACAAUCAGAUUGCCGUGGCCAAAGAGGCUGUCAAAAACAAUCAGAAAACGAUACAGGAUUCAAUAAUGCGGCAUAUGAAUCGGGAAAUGACCCCUACUAUCUCAGAAGUCUACCACGAACGUAAUUUAGGUUUGGGUUUGGCCCCACCGCUAUCAAAACUGUUACUAAGCAAAAAUUAUGAAGAAAACGAGAGCACAAAUAAAAUCAAUUCUGCUAAUACGAAUGCUUUGAAGAAUUUAGUUGAUGCUGUUAACGAAAUGGAAUUAAGUGGCAACUCAUCUACUUCUUCAGUAAGUACAGCCAACACGAAGACCUUAAAUACGCAUAAUUUGACAGCAAACGUCACCAGCUCAAUUGCCAAUAUCAAUCAGAAGGAAAUUUGUAGCAAUUGCGGUGAACCAGCCGACGUCAUAUGUCGCUGUAAAGCGGCAACAGUGCAAAAGAAGACCUCGCUAAAGCCCUGGCUAAGUAAUGUACCCUCAAGUAUUGUAAAGGCAAGUGAUUUAACUACAGCCGAUAUUCUUGAACGUCAGAGCAAAAAACGUACAGGCAAUAUGAACGAAACGUCAAGUUUGCCUUCAAAUUCAACUAUGAACACGUUAAGCAAUUUAAAACGCAUGCCCAGUCCGUUUAGUGAACUCUUACGGCGUGACGAAGGCGAUGGUCGCUCUGUAGCCGAUUCACAAUGUAGUAGUAAUUAUAAGAACAUAACUGUAGUUAAGAACAGCGGGGACAAUAAUCAGCAAACAACGAGCCUAACAAAUCGGAAAGUUUAA
Messenger RNA from Glossina fuscipes, 8044 nucleotides. Its product is annotated as tetratricopeptide repeat protein 28. The coding region runs from base 17 to 8044 and encodes 2675 amino acids. Gene Ontology annotation, molecular function: protein binding. Lineage: Eukaryota; Metazoa; Arthropoda; Insecta; Diptera; Glossinidae. The record is from RefSeq and is a predicted model, not a curated record. The transcript is spliced from 6 exons.